AACAAGCAAAAUCAGUACUUUAAACGUUCUUUAAGAGCAUUUUAUUUUCACUUAUAAGAAUCUUGUAGCAUGCUACAAAGUUGAAUUUGGGCGCAGUUAUACGAGCAUUUAGUUCUAUAACUAUCUUAUAAUCAUCUUAUACAAUGUUAUUAAGCCUUAUAAUAUACUUGACGAAGCUCAAUAGCGCCUUUAAUGAUAUGAGACUAAACAAUUACAAGUGCAAACACUCUUGUUAGUAUCUGACGUAAGUAUUUUAUUAGAGCAAUCUUGUUUAUAAAGCACUUGUAAUGGUCUUAGAAAAUAGUUUUAAGUAUAUUUUAAUACAAGUUAUUUUCGUUGUUGCUUUGACUGGUCGUGCCGGAUUUUUUGUGUUACCACGCACGUAAAAACGUAAGUAAACUUACUAUUACUAUUAUUACUUGUAGUACUUUAAAACAUCGGUAAUAUAUUGUAAAUAUAGUGUGUGAACUCGUGGGGAAGUAAUAUUUACUGUAAAUAUGUAUCGAAAUUUAGUUAAUUUCACGGGGCCCUUCGAAAAUUCCACAUUAGUAUAAUGUUGCGAAUAAAUUAUUUCAUAAAUUCUUAUGCAUAUCGGCCAUGUUUUAAAAUUGCUCUUGAUUAAGUCCUUUAUGGAACCAUUAUAGGUAAACUAGUACUUGUAGCAGUUUCUGUCCAGACUACUCGCCUCCAUUUUAAAACAAAUUAGGGUUCCCUUGAAGUAAAUUAAAGUCAGCUAGCUAAUGAUUGAUUUUCCUUUUUAGGAUUUAAUCAACAAGAUGGUGGUCAUUUUUGAUGUUGACUGUUUUUUGACCAAAUCGUCAUUGAUUUUACUAAAUCAUGUGAGAUGGCCUUGGACAAACACACAUUUUGUGUUAUCCGAAAGCUGCAAUGGGUGUGGAUUUCCAGUUUAUUUAAACAAUAUGGAUAGACCUACUCACUUCAUUUCUAAUCAAGAAAAUCUAAAACUUUUCAUGCAUCAAAGCUUUUUUUGGUGCCCGAAUUGCUCCCAGUACAGCAUAUAUGACCAUUACAUAGAAGAUGAAUGCACAAAUUGCUACUGAUUUUGUAUCCACAUAACUUUUUACACACGCAAAAGUACUUAACUAAUUUUAGAAUAGUGCUAUCCAAUAAAAUAAUAAUAAAAAAAACAUUAUACGGCUGGGCAACCGAAAUAACAAGAAAUUCCUUCCCGCGCCACCCUGUUUGACAAAUAUUUUGAAGGUACGAUUAUACAACUGCUAUCUAUCGAAUUACUAUCUGUAUCAGUGGUUUAUAGUACGGCCGCGGAGUUAUAACCGAUUUGACACAUGACGAAUUGUCAAUUUUAGGGCUGAUUUUUCAAUCGCCAGAUAACUCCUAUCUGAGGAAUAUUUUUAACGUUUUGACAGCUUUUGUAUGGAAAAUAUGUCAAACCGCCAUAUUUAUUCCUCAGAUAGAACUUAACUGAUGAUUGAAAAAUCAGCCCUUAGUGAAGUAAGGAUUAAUUUAAUUACUUUAUUUACAUCGAGUAUACACUUAUAUGUAAAAAUAUGUAAUGUAUCUACAGUAUAAGGAUGUUACGAAGUUUUUUUCCGAUUCCGAAAAGUCGGAAGUUCCGAUUGAUACACCUCCGACUCUGGUUUCGGCUUCGACACUAUUAAAUCGGAAGUCGAUCGGAGGCAGCGCCACAGGAACAGCAGUACCUAAGCAUGUACGAACGAAAUUAAACUUGCCGCACGGGAAUCCCCUCUCUCCGCGUGCUUUCUGUCGAUUACUCUAUCACUUCUUGUUUUGCAUGUAAUGAGAUCGUGUCAUUUGUUUCGUGAUUGAAUAUUUAUCGCGUCCAGCAGGCUCAGUAGCAAGCGAGCAACUUUUUAGUGGUUCUGGUCUAAUCUAUGAUCCGUUGAGAAAUAAAUUGGAGACAGAGAUAAAGCUGCGCAGUUUUGUUUAUUAAAUACAAUUUGCUACUUUUGGAGUCACUUCAUUUGCUUUAAUUUAAUUAAUUGAAUAAAGGGAAUAAUAAAUAUUAAGAAUCUGUCAAAUCAGUAAUAACUCAGCGGCCGUAUUAUAGCGGUAGUACCUACACAGCUGCAGUACGGGCGCCAGAGGUGCGGGGGGCGGUUGCAUGUCGAACCAGUAGCUGUCUAGCAGUAGUAGCACCUGAGUUGUCAGGAAGAGCGCGUGUGCUUAAUGUUCAAAAUGCCAUUUAAAAUUGUUCAGACCAUUGAAAAGGGUAACAUUGUAUUGACAUGUGUACCACAUCAAUGGGAGAGCGAUGGAGUUUUGUAUUGGCCCAGAAAACAAACCCAGUCACAGACGAGUAAGUUACAAAGGAUGAAGGUAGUUGGCCCGAUGAAUCUUGGGAAAAAAUAAACUGUGCGGUAAAAAGGCGGAGCAUAAAAACGUAUCAAAAUGCAAUACAUGAAAUUGAUAUAAUGAGCAAUAAUUCAGACACAGAACCUGACAUAGAAUACGUCUCAUCAAAAAAACAGCGCAAUUGCUCUGAUCUUCCACAGCUGUCAUAUGAUAAUAUGGCAGAAGAAAUUUUAAAGAAUAAUGAGCAUAAUGCUUCUUCAGCAAUAAUACCUGAAGAUGGAGAACAAAUAAUGGUGACUAAUUACGAAAUCACGACACCGAAAGAGUCAACUCCAUCUGAAACACCGUUGAGCGCGCCGCAAGAAAAUAUUGAAAAAUACAUUGUUAUUCCUGAAAGUAAUCAGUCGGACACACCUAUAAUAUACUCGUACAUUAAUAAAGAAACAAGUUUAUCAGAAGAACAAUGCGAAUUAAAAUCCAUGAAAAUAGAUAUCACCACUAUUAAAAGUGACCUAAAAUCCAUAAAUGACGAUAUGAAGACUAUAAUGGGGACCCUAAACACAACACUAAAUAAUCAAGCCGUAUUACACGAAACACUGAAAUCGAUUUUAUUACAAGUGACUGAAAUACAAGUUACGAACGAAGAAUUCAUUAAAAAAUCUAUUACAGAAAAACAAAACCAUUCGUUGAUGUUAAAACCAAUACAAGAUUUAAAAGAUUUAGAAGAGUUUGAAAAUAAAUUGAUGGAUUCUGAUUAUAGAGAAGAUUUACUAAGAAAGUUUAGUGUGUUUGGCACUAAAGGGACAGGGAAGGGAAUCACAAGAGCAUAUACAAUUAUUGAUAUUUUGUUUGAAAGAAAGUUUUUCAAAUCGUGUUCGUGGACUGGAGCUUCACGUUCCCAAAAUGAAACAACAGAAAAAAUCUGCUUAAAAGGUUUCUCUAAGAUGAUUGGUUUCUUUUUUGAAGUUAUUUAUAAACAAGACUCGUCGUUCCAUUUAACUGACUGUCAUAAUUUUUUUAAAACAAUUUUGCGAAAUGCCGAUCAGCGGGCCAAAUCGAAGCAAUUACGAACUUCCGCAAGUAAAUGCAGAGGAAAAAAUAGCGCCAAAAGGACUUCUUCUGAAAAUCCUACAUCUACACCACAAACCACUGGUAACCAAUUAGAAGUUGAAGAUGUUACAGAGGAAAUUUUUGUCUGAAACUAUUUGAUCUAAUUUUUAUUUGACUAAGUGACUUUUGCAUCAAUAUUAAUUAUAACACGAGAGACAUUAGACUACCCCAAUCUGUCUUUGACAGUUUGGGAUAGUCUGACGUGCUGUCGUCACUCAAAUACAAAUAGAUCAAUAUCCCUAGUAACUAAAUCAAAUCAUUUCAGACAAAAAUUUAGUCUGAUCUGAUUUGCUGAAAUUAUCUUCUAAGUUGUGUAGUUUUAGUAAAUUUUACCAGACUGCGACGAUGCUCAAAAUUAGGGUUAUAUAUUUGACCUGAAUUAAAGAAUAUAAUCUUAUAUUAUAUUAUAAAAAAUAUUUCAAUUUAAAUUUGCCAUAAAGAUGAUUACAUGAUCUUAAUGGCGAAGUUAAAUUGAUAUAUUUUGUUUAACUCGUAAAGUUUUAUUAGUUAUAAGAUUUAUUAGUACAAGGAAGCUAAGAUAAAUUUAAAAUUGUUGCCAGCACAUUAAGCAACCCCAAAAAAUCUGACAAAUUUCUUUAAAUGACUUUCAACUUUAUUACACAUAAAACAUUCAUAAUAUAAUAAGGUGCUUAUAUGUUAUGGAUUACGUUCAAUUUUGAAAAUUUGUCAGAUUUUUGAGAUAGGUUGAUGUGCUGGCCGCCGU
This is a messenger RNA of Helicoverpa armigera (cotton bollworm), 4129 nucleotides long. RefSeq lists its product as uncharacterized. NCBI's taxonomy places the organism in Eukaryota, Metazoa, Arthropoda, Insecta, Lepidoptera, Noctuidae. The record is from RefSeq and is a predicted model, not a curated record. Bases 2415 to 3494 code for a protein of 359 amino acids. The transcript has 4 exons.